This is a messenger RNA of Postia placenta MAD-698-R-SB12, 237 nucleotides long. RefSeq lists its product as hypothetical. The record is from RefSeq and is a predicted model, not a curated record. Lineage: Eukaryota; Fungi; Basidiomycota; Agaricomycetes; Polyporales; Adustoporiaceae. The transcript has a single exon. The annotation marks the transcript as partial.
CGCCAUGGUUUCCUUCUAGACAAUGCCGCCCAAUCGCUACACGGGCUUCUAUCGUGGCGGAUGUCCGUACUUCCGCGCCAGAUCAGCCGCCCUCCGUCGUUUUUGCAAUGCCUGCCUACCGAAGCUUGCGAUCCUUUUGGACGCCCUGUGAUCAUCAUAAAGUUGUCAGCUUUUCCGAAGACGCGGGACCAUGUCCGCCCGACGCUCGUUGCAUGGACGGAACUUCUGCGGCUACAC